ACAUCGGUGGAGGCUGCGUGCAGUGCGCCAACACGGCAAAGGCGUGAUGCGGUUGGCGAGUCAACGCAGAUUCUUUGAUGCGAAUUCUGCGCGGCUUCCGGCGUAGUCAGUUUAAUCUGUUGGUCCUACGGAUCGACCACUGGAUGCAUGGAGAGGAAGUCGAUGACGACGGGCUCCCACUGGAUGAGGUGGUCAUGGAGCCGGCCGUGGCGAUGGGCCAAGAUUCUCUUCUUUCUCUUGGCCACGCUGGCUUCUCUCCUCCUCCUCGUCGCCCCGCCGCUGCUUGCUGCCGUCAUCGACCUGCUUCUGCCGCUGGCUGCCGUGCUCUCCGCCGACUCGAAUUCUCCUAUCUCCGCCUCGGUGCUCUCUGCCCAGCUGAAGAGCUUCGACUUCCGGACCUCGCUGGUUGACUUGCCUUUGGUCUCCGCAGGCAGAUGCUUUUGCGAUGGGCGCCGAGGACUGUACCUGGGUUUCACCACGCUGUGUAGCCUCCUCUCGAUCGCUUACCUUCUGCUCAAGGCCGUCAACAUGUGCAUGGCGGCUUCGUCGCCGCCGUGGCGACCACGGCUUGCGGCGGACGGGAAAGACAUGGUCGCGAUCGAAGCUUUGUUCUUGAGCUCGUUUGCGCUGGCGGUGGCUCACGUCGUGGUGGCGGCCUACAGGGGCAGCUGGAGGGAGAGGCGGAAGCUGCUCGUUUUCAGGAUCGAUGUUGAAGCUGAAAGCAUUUGCAACGUCAUUUGUUCUUCUUCGUUCUCAUCGUUUCUGUGUCGGCCAUGA
Molecule: messenger RNA, 777 nt
Organism: Musa acuminata AAA Group (dessert banana)
Lineage: Eukaryota; Viridiplantae; Streptophyta; Magnoliopsida; Zingiberales; Musaceae
Exons: 2
Coding region: 148-777 (209 amino acids)
Source: RefSeq, a predicted model, not a curated record